UGAUAGUAGAACUGUAUGAUGAAGAUGGUGAUUUCGUGGCUAGAAGAAGAGAGACACUCAUACGUGAAGAUUUGAUUGACUGAUUUGUAAUUCACAUUUUGCUCGCAUGCAUGCCUACAAUAAUAAGUAUAAAUAAUGGUUGUUUUUAAUGGUUUUUGUUACAGUUAAUGGUUGUUUUCAUUUUUCAAUGUUUUACAUGAUUUUAUUACAAAAUUCCACAGCAUGAUUUACAUUGCAGGCUUUUGCAGCAUGCAUGUGUGGGAGAUGGGGAGUGGCAAUCAAAAUGGCUGGUAUUCUAAGAAAAAAAGAUCUACUUCUUACACCAGUACUACUACGUUCUAGCAUUAUUAGUCGUUCCUAUGGAGCUAGUGCAGGGAAGGAUGGGAGGGUUAGGAUCGGCUGUUCUUCUGGUUUUUUAGGUAACACGUCUGAGUCUGCGUCUCGUAUCAUGGUGGUCUCUGGACUUUCUAUUUGCUGAUUAUGUCCCUACUGGCUGGAGUUAAAAGAAACAAACCAUGCCGUUAGAUGGUAAGGAAUGUCUUGAGGACAUAGCUUAUUUAAGAAGUGGAGAUAAGGGGAAUACCUCAAACAUUGGUGUGGUAGCAAGGGAUCCUCAGUAUUAUUCUUACUUGAAAGAUCUUUUGAUGGAGAAAGUUGUAGCUGAAUGGUUUAAAAAGUGUUUAGAAUCUUUGGAAGAUGAAACUAUUUAUUACUUUGUGACAAGAUAUGAGCUGCCAGGUGUUUGUGGUCUCAAUUUUGUUCUUCGUAAGUCCCUGGGUGGAUGAGGUAUCUCUUCUCUAUGCAGUGACCCUCAGGUUGAAGCCUAUGGUCAAAGACUAGCAGUGUUACCUUUAAAAACAAAUUAAUGUAUCAUUUUAACCUGUUUUUAUCUGUUAUGACAUUGAAUUAUCAUCAUGAGCUUCAUAAUUGCAUUAUUUGUUUCAUGUAUGAGCAUGAAAUGAU
Molecule: messenger RNA, 963 nt
Organism: Amphimedon queenslandica
Lineage: Eukaryota; Metazoa; Porifera; Demospongiae; Haplosclerida; Niphatidae
Exons: 5
Coding region: 516-785 (89 amino acids)
Source: RefSeq, a predicted model, not a curated record